AUGCUGGGUCGGGAGAUCGCCUCAAAAGAAUUUGCCGCUGUUUUCCAAGGGGUAUCCGUCCCAACCAUAUCCGUGGAUUCAAGUUUCGUCGCAGACUUGCCGCCACUCGAUCACUUUCUUGACAGUCUCCCCGCGACUGAUUUGGAGCGGAUAGCGUUCGUCAUCUUCACUUCUGGUAGCACAGGCCGGCCAAAAGGGUGCGUCAGUCCGCAUCGCUCGUUGGCAGCACUGGUCAACCAAGCGCCAGCAUUCCGUAUGAGCGAGUCGACUCGUGUGUUGCAGUUUGCCCCGACCAUUUUCGCCGCCUCAUCAAUCGACAUGUACCUUCCCCUCCUCGUCGGAGCGACUGUGUGCAUUCCCUCGCAACAUGACUUGAUGAACAAGCUGGAGGAGGCCAUGAAUCGAUUUGAGGUGACCUUUGCGUGUAUGACACCCUCUGCUGCUGGAAAUGUGAGCCCCACGCAAGUGCCGGGACUAGAAACUUUGUGUCUCGUCGGUGAACCACUCUUUGAUGCGAUACGAAAGAAAUGGGAGAAAUUCGUCACUCUUUUAUCAGGGUACGGUCUUUCGGAGGGUGUGGGUAUUGCAUGCAUCUCUGCCCUCAAACCAUCAACACAUUCUCGGAACAUUGGUGUCCCGCCUGUGGCACACAUCUGGCUCGCAGAGCCAUUGAACUUACAGCGUCUUGCGCCAGUUGGUUCUAUAGGCGAGAUCAUCAUCCAAGGCCCCAAUGUCAACAACGGAUAUCUCGAUGACUCGAAAAAGACGUCUGCGGUCUUUGUCAAACCACCGCAAUGGUCCUCAGCGUUCUCUUUUGAAAGCUCUUCCCCUUGGAUGGUUCGCCCUGGAGACCUGGCACGGUAUCAAUCCGAUGGUUCUUUGCUUUAUGUGGGUCGUAAAGACACACAAGUAAAGAUCCGAGGGAAAAGAGUUGAGAUCGGCGAAGUUGAAGGAGCUAUUCGCCCUCAUCUGAUUUCAGAUGAGGUGGUGAUUGUGGAAGCAGCCUUUCCCCGAGACAUGGAAAACACACCCGUCCUGGUUGGGUUUUUAUAUGUCCCCACCCAUCAAAAGAGCCCCACAACUCCCUGUCCUCUGCUACGACAACCAGACACCUUUUUUCAAACACAAAUUACCCAUCUUGAUGUUGAAGUACGCGCUUGUCUGCCUGAAUGGAUGUCCCCAGCUGUUUAUAUGCCACUGGCCGAGAUUCCGAAGACUGCGUCUGGUAAAACAGACCGCUGUGCUCUACGUCAACUGAUCUCCGAGAUGACCUGGCAACAGAUGGAGGCAUACAUGAGAAAAGGUGAUGUGCCUCAAGUUCGACCUCGAAGUGAUAUCGAGGUGGCUUUGCACGGGCUCUUUGCGCAAGCUCUGAAUCGAGAUGGAGAGUCAUUUGGAAUCCAUGAGAAUUUCCUCAGACUUGGUGGAGACUCCAUCAAGGCUAUCGCUCUGGUACAGCUCUGCAAACGCGUCGACAUGUCUCUCACUCUUGGAGACAUCAUUGAGUAUGGCACAGUUGCGCAACUCACCCAGGUAGCCGGGCUUGUGUCCCAUGAAAUCACUGAUGACGGGAAACUGGAAAAGAUCCCUACUACUGCUAUCCAGGAACAACUGGAAGCAUUAUGUGUUGUUCCUGAUGAUGUCGAAGAAGUGAACUUGUGUUCCCCAAUGCAGGAGGGUAUUCUGCUCAGCCAAUUGAAAAAUCCUCGACAGUAUGCGAUACGCGUUUUAUAUACACCCCAGCUCAGCAAAGCCACUCCCACUCUGGACAUUGGCCGAUUGUGCAACGCAUGGAGCCGAUUACUUGAGCGCCAUGCUAUGUUGCGAACAAUAUUCGUCACCAAUAUAUCUUCGCACUUGUCCGCAGUUCAAGCUCAAUUAAAGACGGGUUCUGCGCUUCGUGUUUGCCACCAUGAGGAUGAUAUGGAUGCUCAAGAUCUUUUCAGUCAACACCAAAGCCCGCGAGCGCCUAGCGCCUUGCCGCAACUCUCCCUCCAUACAACGCCCAGUGGUCAGCCAAAACUUGAGAUUGAGAUAUCCCAUGCCGCUACAGAUGGGCUUUCUAUGUCAAUCAUCGCUCGUGACCUCGCCAUGUUUUAUAGUGGCUGUGACAUGAAUCCCUCACAGUUUAGGUUUGCUGACUACGUGGAGUAUCAAAAAGCAACGCACAACAGUGAAUCCUUGUUGUAUUGGGAAAAUUACUUGCAAGGUUUAGACUCAAGCCAGUUCCCAACAGACAAAGAUGGACUUUGUCCAGAGUCAGGCCCAAUGCCAGUUCAUCACCGAUACUCGGCUGUUGCGGCAGAUGUUGGACCAACAGAAAUCUACAGCAGUCUCACUCGGGAUACCGGUAUCACUUUGGCGACAGUAGUCAAAUUAGCAUGGUCCCUUGUUCUGCGCACGAUAUGUCGCACAGACGACGUUUGCUUUGGUUACCUCACAGCUGCUCGAGAUGCACCCGUCAAAGAUGUGGUCGAUGGCAUUGGACCUUUGGUCAACUUGAUGAUAUGCCGGCAGCAGUUUGAUCCAAGCUUGACAGUGGAAGUUGCAUUGCAAUCAAUUCAAUCAGACUUUGUAAAGAGUCUACCGCAUCGAAAUGUAUCCCUUGGUGAUAUUCGACGAUCUCUAGGCUUGGAAAGAGACGACCCGAUGUUCAACACCUGCAUUACACAGCUCCCAGUUCCCAGCGACAAUACCAUGGAACAUUCCAUCAUGUCACUUCAAGAGCUGGAACGAAUAGAUCCAACAGAAUUUGACAUUGGUGUCGAGAUUCUAGUCAAGGAGAGCGAAAUCAUCUCAUCUGUCAAAGCUGAUACAGGGGUAAUCUCCGUUGAACGAAUGCGAUUAGUGGCUGGUCUGUUUGGGCACGCGAUGAAGACCAUUGGCACAGACUUACAUUGUGAAGUGGGCAACCUUGACCUCAUUCCUGAUCGGGACUUUACUCUUAUCAAGCAGUGGCACAGCCACAUACCGCAGCCCGUUGAGCGAUGCGUUCACGAUGUCAUUCAAGCGCAAUGCCAGUUUCAGCCUACCGCACCGGCUGUUUGCGCUUGGGACGGGGAUUGGUGUUAUCAAGAGUUAGAUCGCCUCUCUUCAUUCUUAUCUCAAAAGCUCCGAUCACAAGGUGUUGGUGUCCAAAGCUUUGUACCAGUGUUGAUGGAGAAGAGCCGCUGGGUACCGAUUGCUCUCCUGGCAAUUCUGAAAGCUGGAGGCGCUUUCGUCCUUCUCGAUCCAUCACAGCCAGUGGACCGGUUGAAGGGAAUUUGCGCUGAUUUAGGGCAUCCACUCAUAGUGGCAUCGUCGGAACAUCAAGAAACAGCUGCAUCAAUUGUCGGCAAUGUUGUCGUGGCCUCGGACGACCAGUCGUCGGAUGUUGCACCAAAUUCCAUGGAUGCCUACCAUGGAGUGGAAAUUGGCCCACGAGAUGUGGCUUAUGUGGUGUUUACCUCUGGAUCUACGGGCAAGCCGAAAGGCGUUAUUAUCGAACAUCGGUCCUUGUGUACCACAGCGGCUGCGAUGGAACGUCAUUCACCCAUGAACCGAAACACCCGAAUGUACCAAUAUGCGUCCCAUGCAUUUGAUGUCAGCGUUCUGGAUCUUAUGGUAUGUCUGAUGAACGGGGGAUGCCUAUGCAUUCCAUCGGCCUUUGAUAAGCAGAACCGUUUGUUGGAAAGCCUGAAUGAGUUGCAGGCCAAUUUUGUGGCUUUCACACCGACCGUCAUUCGAACACUUCAACCCGAGCGAUUGGCUUACUUGAAAACAUUGAACGUCGGUGGAGAGGUGCUCACGGUCUCUGACGUCCAACGUUGGAAAACAGCAGCACCUCAUAUUAAGAUCAUCAACAUGUACGGACCCGCAGAGUGCACGAUCAAUGUCACCGUCAGUGCCGAUGUUAAUAUCCAAUCUCCUUCGUCGAGUAUCGGACAUUCCAUGUGCAAUUCUCUUGCAUGGGUCGUUGAUCCUACCAACCACGAAAUAUUGCUUCCAGUUGGUGCGGUUGGUGAGCUACUGAUUCAAGGACCAGUGGUAGCUCGGGGCUACCUCAAUCGCCCGGACCAGACAGCCAAGUCCUUUAUUUCACCUCCACGAUGGCUAUCACGCUUCAUGUCGGUCAUACCGAACCAGAAACUGUACAAGACUGGAGAUCUCGUCCAGUAUGCCCCAUGUGGGUCUCUGUUGUACAAGGGUCGGAAAGAUUUCCAGGUCAAGCUUCGAGGUCAGCGAUUUGAGUUGAGUGAAGUUGAGGAGCACCUUCGUCGUGUCUUCCCUGCCGCUCCCGAUGUCAUUGCCGAAGUGGCGGAUUUACCACAGCGGAAGGCGAAAGCCCUUGUUGCAUUCAUCCACCAGGAAGAGUGGGGAACAGAUCAAAACACGCACACGACUUCGAAGUCCAACUAUGAAGACACAGGUCUUGGUUUGCUGCACCCGCCGUGUCAAGCCUUUCAUAGAGCCGUGGAUGAGGCCAAAAUGGCUUUGGCUGGUGUGCUGCCGACUUACAUGGAGCCCACGAUAUAUCUUCCACUAGCUUGGAUACCGCGAUCUCGAAGCGGUAAAACCGAUCGCGGUCAAUUACGACAACUUAUCACCGCGGGUUUGCAUGAAAAGUGGCAAGCCAAAUCCCACAUCCUGACACCAAAACAGAAGCCACAAAAUGAAGUUGAAUUCCUUCUGUGCAGCAGUGUUGCUCAAGUGAUCGGUCUCCCAGAAGUCCAAAACACUCAUGAGAAUUUCUUCCGCCUUGGAGGUGACUCAGUAUCGGCCAUGAUUUUGGUUGGAAUCUUGCGGGAGAAAGGUUAUCAAUUGACUGUUGGACACGUAUUCGAGCAUCCGCGUUUGGAUAUACUGGCGACAAAGAUGUAUCGCAGCAAUUCUCCAAGCUCUGCCAACGUUCCCAAGCCAUUCACUCUAUUGAAAAAUCACUCAGAAUGCCAUCAGAAGAUUGUCCAACAGGCCAUUAAUCAGUGUGGGGUCACCAAGGAUGACAUUGAUGAUAUCUAUCCAUGCUCUCCUCUCCAACAUUCCUUCUUCCUCUACAGCACAACCAAGAGGGGUACAUUGAUUGGGCAGUUUGCAUACAAUCUUCGGUCAGAAACCAACCUCGACACUCUACGCACCUCCUGGGAUAUGGUCAGUGAGGCACACCCGCAGUUACGAACGCGCAUUAUUCAUGUUGAAGGCGAAGAGCAACUUCAUCAAGUCGUUCUCCGCCAGGGGGCUCAGCUCGAAUACCACGAGCCACCAGAUGAGCAAACGCCGACUUAUCUCUCAGACCUCUCGAUACAGGCUGUUGCUGGUCAACCUCUUUUACGAAUUGCUCUGGUGCGCCGGCCAUCUUCAACAGAUCACCGUCUCGUUAUCAGUCUUCAACAUUCCCUCUAUGACGGAUGGUCUCUGGUGUCACUGAUGAGCGAGCUUGAGCGUGCCUACUCCGGCAUUUCUCUACAGCACCUGCCGGUCACUCCUUUCAUCAGGUAUCUUGGGCAGAAUGAUGGAGUUGCGAAGGCAUUUUGGAUUGAAGAAUUGAAGGACUUGCGCGCUUCCAUAUUCCCUCAACUUCCAUCGCCCACUCAUAAACCGCACCCUAGCACCCUUUUGAGUCGUACUGUGACCACUCCAAAUAUCCAUUCAGCUCAGGUCACAUUGUCCACCAAGAUCCAAUGGUCAUGGGCGCAGGUCAUCUCGCACUACACAAACAACCAUGAGGUUGCGAUCGGCCUGGGAACGGCUGGAAGAGGGACCCCGGUUUCCGGAAUCGAAAAGAUUGUUGCGCCAACAUUGGCAAUCUUCCCUUACCGGCUUCGGAUUGAUCCGAACGAAACGGUGAUCGAUGCAUUGCAUGGCGCUCAGCGCCACUAUAGCCAGAUCUUGCCGCAUGAACAUUAUGGCAACCCCAAUAUUUGCGGUCUGGCGACUGGCCCAACUUCUGCGGCAGCACUCCAAACCCUCCUUAUUGUUCAACCCCAAGGACCAGAAAGUCCUUCUUCGCUUUACUCUGAGCAGGAGCUGCUUCCUCAAUCAGGUGCAUUCCACGUGCGUGCGUUGACACUUCACUGUCACCUCCAGCAAGACUCUGUUGAGAUCCUUGCCUGUUAUGAUAAUGCUGUCAUUUCAGAGGAGAGCAUCCUUCGAUCCAUUGCGUUGUUUGAAGUCGUAUUCCGGCAAGUCUGUCAACAGCCUGACCUUUUGGUGAAGGAUUUGGUAAUGACUCUGAAGAAUGACUUAGGGUAA
Messenger RNA from Penicillium brevicompactum, 6228 nucleotides. Its product is annotated as non-ribosomal peptide synthetase. The record is from RefSeq and is a predicted model, not a curated record. Gene Ontology annotation, molecular function: catalytic activity; phosphopantetheine binding. The transcript has a single exon. Lineage: Eukaryota; Fungi; Ascomycota; Eurotiomycetes; Eurotiales; Aspergillaceae. Bases 1 to 6228 code for a protein of 2075 amino acids. Gene Ontology annotation, cellular component: cytoplasm. Gene Ontology annotation, biological process: secondary metabolite biosynthetic process; amino acid activation for nonribosomal peptide biosynthetic process.